Messenger RNA from Cavenderia fasciculata, 1266 nucleotides. RefSeq lists its product as uncharacterized. The transcript has a single exon. Bases 1 to 1266 code for a protein of 421 amino acids. The record is from RefSeq and is a predicted model, not a curated record. NCBI's taxonomy places the organism in Eukaryota, Evosea, Eumycetozoa, Acytosteliales, Cavenderiaceae.
AUGACACCAUAUUUAUCUUUAUAUUUACAAAGUAGUAUUAUUAGAUUUGUGACCUUAUCAAACCAACAUGAAUACAAAGACACUUAUAAAGGAAGUGAAUAUUGGUAUAUCAUUUUUAAUGGAGAAAAGAGAAUACAGACACCAAUCACAUUUAGUAUGGUAGACAUUGCAUUGGUUUCAAAGUGGUGGUUUAAAGUGGUUAAACAGAAUACAUCAUCCAUAUUUAUGAGAGGUCAUUUAAAAAAGCAGAUACUCAAAUCAAUUCAUCAUUCUAGAAAUCACUCAAUCUAUUCAUCAAAAAAUAUACAAACACUAAAAUGGACAUUGAAUAAUAAAUAUCUUUGUAAUGAUUCAGAAUUGGACUAUAAGGAACAAUUACUACAACUACUACCUCAACUACAAACAAUUAACCUUUUAUUCGAUGGUACUGUGAACAAUCAAGUUUUGAGAGCAUUAAAGUCAAUUCAAAAACAUCGUCAAGACAUUGUGAUCAACAUUGAAUUUGAUACCAAUGGAGAAUACUAUGAUGGAGACAGUAAAAUGGAGUGGCCAUUUUAUUUAGAUGGGUUCACCCCCAACACAGUCUCUUUAUCAAUCAUCAAAUUGAAUCCAGAUGAAUUUAGUUAUUACUCUGACAAAUUUAUCAAUAAAAUCAAUGAUCUUCAACCAGAAUCACUCAAUAUGUAUAUUAACCGUGACGAUGAAUAUCAACAUUACAAUUAUGGUAAAAUAUUCAAUCAUCUCAAAAUGGUCAAGCAUGUCAAUAUUGGUGAGGAUGAUGUCGAUUUGGGUCACUUGAAAUAUUUAUUCUCAUGUUCUACCCGAUUGGAAUCACUUAAACUCGAUUUAUUGUCAACUGCUUUGGUUGGAACUGGUUCAAAUUUUGUUGAUUGGAUUGAAUUUUGUGAAAACAUUGCUGACACUCCAACACUCAAACGAUUACAUCUAUGUGAAUACUCUGGGGCAAAAAAGGUGGUCGUACCUACAAUAUUACAAGGAAAAAAAAGCUUAUUUCAGAUGGCAUUUGAAUCUAUCUGGAGUCGAAAAGAGAUUCAUUCAUCAAACAUUGAAUAUCUGGCAUUGGAACAUAUGCCCAACUUGAUGUCUUCCAAUAUGUGGAAUACACUUUGCCAAGUCAAUUGUCACAACAUCACCAAACUAUUAUUGACAAAUGGAACAGUUCCAAAGGAUAUGGUUCCAUCUCUCUCACGUCUAAUUCCACCAACACAACGAUUACAGUUCUAUCAAUCAAUGGAAACAAGUUGA